AUGGGUCUUCCAUCUCUCCUCGGAGAAAACAUCUGGAAUCAACUGUUCACCAUCAGCAGUUUCGCAAUCCUCAGUUUGCUACUCUACACCCUCCUCUCCACCCUCUACAACCUCACCCUCCACCCCCUCGUCCCCAUCCCCGGCCCGCUCCUCUGGCGCGCCAGCCGCCUCCCCUACAUCCACUCUCUCCUGCACGGGAAUCUCGUAAUCGACAUCCGCACACUGCACACACACUACGGCACCAUCGUGCGCACCGCGCCCAACGAAGUAUCCAUCGCGCACGAAGACGUCUGGCACGAUGUAUUCGGCACCGUGAACGGCCACAAGGCACUCCCACGCGAUCCGGUAUUCUUCAAAUCGCCUCCGGGCCAGGCGGAAAAUCUCAUCACGACGGUGGAUGCGGAGACGAGUAUGCGCAUGCGACAGGUGAUUGGACCGGCGUUUACGGAUCGCGCGGUGGCGAGGCAGGAACCGGUUUUGCAGAGGUAUGUUUCGUUGAUGGUGGACAAGAUGCGGGAGGAGAUUCAGAAACCGGAGAAUGUGCAAAUGGGCGCGCGCAUUAAUGUGGUGGAUUGGAUGAAUUGGUGGACGUUUGAUGUUAUUGGCAUGUUGGCGUUGGGAGAAUCGUUUGGUUGUUUGAGGGAUACGGCGAGUCAUCCGUGGGCGGUUCUGAUUUUUAAUGCGAUUAAGAUGAUGGCCCUCGCAGCCGUCACCCAACAUUUCCCUGGGCUCGACUCAUUAGUUCUCAAGCUCCUUCCCGCCAGCACGCGCAAGAUGCAGGAAGAUCACUUUGCGUACGCAGCCGAGAAAAUCCACCGACGUCUACAGCGUCCCGAAUCAGCAGAGGGAGAUUUCAUGACCGUCAUGCUUGAUCCGAAGAACAAUCCCGACUUUUCGAAAAUGAGCAUGCCUGAAAUCGAAAGCACAACGGCUCUUUUACUCCUCGGAGGAAGUGAGACGACAGGCACUACGAUUUGCGGAAUCCUCAACUGUUUGGUGCAAAAUCCUCAGGAACUGGGAAAAUUGGAAACAGAGGUUCGCACGAUUUUUGAAAAGGAAGAGGAUAUUACGCUGAGUGCGCUUCAGCAAUUACCAUUUCUGAACGCGGUUGUGAGCGAAGGAUUACGAAUCUGUAAUCCAGUUUCGGGAGGACUUCUCCGGAUUGUUCCUCGCGGCGGCGCAACUGUUUGCGGAUACUUUCUUCCUGAAUGCACACACAUCGCAUGCAACACGAUCGCCAUGGCCCUCAGCUCAGCCAAUUUCCACCAAAGUCUCCAAUUCCUCCCAGACCGGUAUCUCCCCGCGCAUUUGCGACCCAGCGAAUACGCCAACGAUAAUCGCAACAUCUUGAAACCGUGGGGAUUAGGUGCACGAGUAUGUUUGGGACGAUCUUUCGGACAGGCGGAAUUGCGAUUGGUGCUCGCGCGCUUGGUGUGGAAUUUCGAUCUGCAGAGUGCGGAUGGGAAGGGCGUGAAUUGGUUUGAGCUGAAGAACUAUAUUGUGGUUCAGAAGGAACCGAUUUGGGUUACCAUUAGGGAGAGGGAGAAGUUGUGA
Messenger RNA from Botrytis byssoidea, 1554 nucleotides. RefSeq lists its product as uncharacterized. The coding region runs from base 1 to 1554 and encodes 517 amino acids. Gene Ontology annotation, molecular function: iron ion binding; oxidoreductase activity, acting on paired donors, with incorporation or reduction of molecular oxygen; monooxygenase activity. The record is from RefSeq and is a predicted model, not a curated record. Lineage: Eukaryota; Fungi; Ascomycota; Leotiomycetes; Helotiales; Sclerotiniaceae. The transcript has 4 exons.